CUGUCUGGAAUGGGAGGUAAUCAGGUUAGAUCCACGAAGGGCAUGGCACCUCCAAUUCCUUGGUUCAAAAAACCUUGACCAUUAUCUUGUGAAAGUGUUAAAUCCAGAAAGAUUGUGCAGAGCCUGGGGAAUAGGAGUUUAUUACUAUUAUUGUUAUAUUCAUGGGGAGCAUUAAUCCUGCAGGAGUUAUAUAGCAGCAUGGGAAUGGAAAGCAAUUAGAUUUGAUCCAGAGAAAACAAAAGACUCGGCAGAUGAUGCAACAUCCCCCCAAUGAAAAGCAGGGGUGUUACUAGCACGUUAAGAGACAAUACAAUAAGUGUCAGGGGCCCGAGACUGUUCAACUGCCUCCCAGCAUACAUAAGGGGGAUUACCAAUAGACCCCUGACUGUCUUCAAGCUGGCACUGGACAAGCACCUAAAGUUGGUACCUGACCAGCCGGGCUGUGGCUCGUACGUUGGUUUGCGUGCAGCCAGCAGUAACAGCCUGGUUGAUCAGGCUCUGAUCCACCAGGAGGCCUGGUCACAGACCGGGCCGUGGGGGCGUUGACCCCCAGAACUCUCUCCAGGUAAACUCCAGGAUAGCUUCAAUUCUUUAAGUCAAGAGCCCUUCAUCAGUAUCAAGGUACCUUCCUUAAAGGACAGGAAACGAGAGGUAAUCAAGAUUCAUUCAAGGAAGGGAAGGACAGCUACAAUUAUUAUUAUUAUAAUCAAGGGGAAGAGCUAAACCCGUAGGAUUAUACAGCGCCUGGGAGGGAUGUGGAAGGCAUUCAGGCUUAAUUCGGGGAACUGGAGCACAGAUCCAAUUCCCUAAAUCAAGAGCCCCUGACCAACAUCAAGGAACCUUCCCUGAGGGGUUGCACCAAGGAAGGCUGAGACUAUGGAAGCAGCCUUAGAGAAAGUUCUUUCUAAUCCUGGCCUGGGGCUCCUGCUGCUGGAUGAUGUUAACCGUGGCCUGGCAGAGGAUGUGGAGCAAUUGCGGCAGGAGGUCUCGCAUGUGAAAGAAACUUGGAAAUCGCAAAGCGAAGCUCACAAGCGGAAUACCGAAUAUGUCUCUGAUAUGACGCAGAUGCUGGAUAAUAUACAGAAAUUAGUGCUUGCUCACCGUCAUGACAUAGAACUGGAAAGUAAACAAGAGAAAGCAACAAGUAGUGAGGCAGAAGGUACUGUACGACAGUGCAGGAAGAAGCAUAAUGAUUUAGCUAAUAUCCAAGAAGCCUCCGAACUGCUAGAAACCCAUGUAACUCAGCGGCACAGAGAACUUGAAGAUUUACAAAAGAAUUUGACAGGGGACUCCAGUUUGCUAAAGGAAUUACUGGAUCAUUUAGCAGAAGCUGACAGUGAUAACUUACUGCUGUUGCAGUAUUCUGCACAUGAUGCUUCAAAAAUUAAGGAACUUAGUGUUGCUCUUGAGCGUCUAAGUGGUGAAGUAGCAGCCAGUGAAGCAGAAUUAUCUAGUGCUCAGGCAGAAGCAGUAGCAGCACAGACAGCCUUGGAUCAACUUGGAACAGCAUUCUUACAGGCAGCUGCAACUCGUGAUCACCUCCUGGCCCAGUGGGAGAUCACCCUCAGUCACAUCUGUCAGAAAGCUAAUGAACAGACUAACUGUAUAGAGGAUUCACUAGCAGUGCAACAGAAGAUUGGUCUUCUAAAAGGAGAGUUAGAGCAAGAGAAUCAAAUACUGAAGCAAGUCCAAAAUUCACGACGAGAAGUGAUAGAAAACACUCGAGGUGUAGAGGAGGAUGGAACAUGGGUUAAAGAUCAGUAUCAAACUGUUGCCUCAACCAGAGAAAAGAUUGAAUCCCAGUUAUGGGCUCUUCAGAAUGCUUUCAGUAAAAUCAAUAAAGAAAUUGAGACCUUAACUCUUCAACUGUCUGAGCAAAUAGAAUUUCGAGAAGAGAAAGAAGCCUCUCUUGCCAGCUUAGAGCAGAAAUGCAAAAAAUCAGAGGAGAAAUUGACCAUUAACACUGAACUUGUGAUAUCUACUGAAGAUUCCUUGCACUCUCUGGAAGCUAUGGUAAAGGAAGCUGAGGGUUUGGUUAAGAGCUUAACAAAACAGAAGGAGAGGGUGAUGGAGGCUGAGUUGCAUCAUAAGAAAGCUCUGAUGAUGUGGCAGCAACAAGAGGCUGCAGUAAAAGGAGAGAUCAUGGCUUUGCUUUCAACAAAGUCUCGGAACUUAACCUACAUAAAAGAACUGGAUAGCAGGGCUGUGAAACAAAAAGAAGUUCUGCAUGAUCAGGAGUUAAACAUCCAGCAGCUUCGCCGACAGAUCCAUGAUCUGACCCACGAUGGAAAUAACAAUGCUGUCAGUGUAGACCAGCAGAAGCAUUUGGAACAUUUAAGUCUGCGACUUCAGGAGGUUUCUACUACAAUUAAGAUACUUUCAAAGCAACUUAUAAUUAUGAAGAAUACUCGAUCUAUUGAACAGGCAAAUUUGUUGCAGCAUGAAAAAUAUGCUCAGAAACUCGAAGAUGAUGUAACUGCAGUGAAGAUGAGCAGCAAGAAUGCUGAAAGAGAACGGGCAAAACUAGCUAAUAGUUGUGAAGAGCUAUUGGUGGAUGUGAGUUUAACACAGCUUCAUCUCCAACAACGAAUGGCACAGCUGCAAACUGUUGUCAACAAGAUAUCCAGACUCUCACAAGACAAGAUAGAUAUGGAAAAGUUAGUAUCAGAGCAGAUUAGCAGUGUGAAGAUCCGUAUCGAUGAAGCGGACAUGAAUCUAAGGGGCCUAAGCAGUGAGAUGCACCGUUUAUCUCUACAGUUGCAUGAAGUUUCCACCAGAAUCCUUCAGCUGAAAGACAAGCAUACAAAAGUAAAAUGCAGCAUUGACACUUCAGAAGGAGAUGAAGUAAUAUCUACUGCUCAUGUUUUUCUUAAGGUUGCUAGUGAGCGUGCAGGCUUGCAGGAGACAGGAGAUCUGCUGGAUUUAGAAGUGAGAAAAGCAGAAGAAGAGGUGGAAGCUUUACAGCAAAUGGUAGCACUAAUCAGCAUUGAAGGACAACAGUACCGCUCACAGUUGCAUGAUAUUCUCUAUCACAGUGAGGAAGAAAAAGAAAGAGUAGUUCUAGAGGAGAAGCUUGCAGCAUUGGAGGAUGAAAUCUUGGUGUGGCAAACCUUGUUGCAACAGGCACAGAAAGACUUGCAGGGUACCCAGGAUAGGCUACACGAGGUGGAAUUGCAAGUGCAUGCUGUGGAGGAACUUUUACGAGAAAAGAAUAUACAUAUGACUGCAGUUCAACGUGAGAUUGAAAUUCAACACACUAAAGCUCGACAUGCUACUCAGGCAGUCUCAAAUCUUCAGUGGAGAACCAGAAGAAAAUCUUUACAACAGUAUGACAUAGAGUUGCGAUUAGCACAAGAACGCCUGCGUAUGAUCAAUUCUCUGCUUGGUGAUGCUGUGUCAUUCCAUCCAGAAGCAAGUGAAGCCGUUGUCAUAUAUUGUCAGCAAGUUAACAUUCCUCCCCCUGAUGUGACAAAGCUAACCAAGAAGGAAUCAUUUGGAUCCAGAUCAAGCAUUGGAACUUUACAGUCUUCAAGAAGCAGCAGCAUCAGUCAUCCAAGAAGUAUAUCUCCUGAUGCAGCAUCCUGGAAAUCUCCCACUCACCAUUUAUCCUUGUCAUCACUUCAGUCUGAGGAUUCAGGACGAAGUGGAUCACCUCAUCAUGCCAGUGCAAAGACCAAAAGUAGCAGUGGAAUUCAAGGAGCAGGCGUGAAGCAUAUGCCUAAGCCCAAAAUAACAGUUUUGAACCCCAGUUUUCCUGCCAGAGAGCUAAAGAGGCAUCAGUACCAAGGAAGGAAGCUCUUAAAAAGGCCAACUGUUCAUUUAUAAACUGUUUUAUUAUUAAUUAUAAUCAAGAAAAGAUAGAAUUUCCAGAAGUAUCCAGUACUGUAUUUUAUCAUGGAGAUUAUUUAAUUUUGCACAUCUACUCUUUAUACUGUUUAUGUAUUUUAAUUAGCUAAAGUAAUAUUUGUUUUCUUAAACUAAUUGGGAAAUCCCU
Cherax quadricarinatus is the source of this 3994-nucleotide messenger RNA. RefSeq names its product coiled-coil domain-containing protein 39. The record is from RefSeq and is a predicted model, not a curated record. Gene Ontology annotation, molecular function: phosphoric diester hydrolase activity. Gene Ontology annotation, biological process: epithelial cilium movement involved in determination of left/right asymmetry; cilium-dependent cell motility; inner dynein arm assembly. Lineage: Eukaryota; Metazoa; Arthropoda; Malacostraca; Decapoda; Parastacidae. Gene Ontology annotation, cellular component: axoneme.